This is a messenger RNA of [Candida] anglica, 1386 nucleotides long. Lineage: Eukaryota; Fungi; Ascomycota; Pichiomycetes; Serinales; Debaryomycetaceae. The record is from the annotation of a GenBank genome assembly.
UUUAAAAGAUAAAGAUAUAUAAAAUAUGUUGGACGGGAGAUCUUUAGAGAUAAUAUCUCGGUUUAAAGAAUCCUUACUUGUGAAUGGUGGAUCCAAAACCUCGGCGCCAUAUUCUCAAGAUUUUGCUAAUCGGAGCAAUAAACUUAUUUCAUCACCCAUGUCUGCGCUUUUGAAUGAUAAUGUUUUAACAACAAAAGUGGUAGAAUAUGGGGGGUCGCAUAGACUUGUCUUAACAAACGAUGCUAUAGAGCGCAGCAAUUACCGUAGGAAGCGGAAAUGGAGAGAAACGUAUGGUGAUAGUGUUGAUAUCGUUGAUGGUAGUAACGAUGAUAGUACCACUGAAGGUAAUGGGAUUGUAUCCAAUGGGAAUGGAUACCAUAAGGGCAACGGAGAAGAAGAAGACGAAGACGAAGAGGAGGAGGAAGAAGAAGAAGAAGAAGGAGGAGAAUUGGAGGUCGAUAAUGAGGAAGAACAAGAAUACCGGAAGAGUGCCAAUGGAUUCAAUGUUGAAGAUGAAUCUGGAGAAGAGUCAGAUUUUGAUGCUGAAACUGAUGACAUCAAUGAUUCAAAUCCUUUUAAAAGACUUAAGCUUACAGAGAUCUUGGCCCCUCUUGUUCAUCCUUCAGAAAUAAUUUCACAUCCAGCCAUUCUGAAAACAUAUAAACUGACAAUCUUCAAUAAACUUGCAAGUGAAUUAAUUGAAUUGAUUGAGAUUGAACAAGUUAAUUUGAAUUGGUUAAAUAAAUUAUUACAAGUUUUAAAUGGAGAAGAUUGGUUUUAUUUACUUGAGGAGAAUUUAGGUUUACCUACUUAUGAUCAUGGAUUGAAUCAAUUUAGUGAUGAUGAUACAUCCAAUGGAGCUGUGACAGAAGAAGGUACCAAAGAAGAUACCAAGUCAAAAGAUCUGGAAGAAUCCAAACCUGAAGAAUCUACUGCUGCCACCACUACCGCUACCGAAUCAGUAGAAGGAGAAGUUCAAGAUUUACCUAAAAGAAUUACUAGAACGGCUGCCAAUGCACAAGAAGAUAAGGAUGAAGUUUCUGAUCCAUUUUUCGCACUUCCUGAAAGUCUUAAGACGUAUGAAUCAUAUCAAAGACAACAGAUGGAAGAUCCAAGCAGUGAUGAACUUACAUCGAUACAAGAAGAUUUGGUGAAUUAUCUUCAAGUUAGUAUCCAAAGACAACAUGAAUAUAUUAAAAAUUUGACCCAAUUACGCAAUGGGUUGGUUAGAACGGAUAGAUUGAAACAAGACUUGUAUAAAUGGGGAAAGGAAAUGUAUGAGAAAAAGAGUAAUUGAAAAGAUGGGACGAACAAGGAAUGUCAGGUUUCAAUCAGAAGUACUAUACCACUUAUAUUAUUGCUGCUGGCGGAAAGAAAUCAAACAGG